Molecule: messenger RNA, 1833 nt
Organism: Notechis scutatus (mainland tiger snake)
Lineage: Eukaryota; Metazoa; Chordata; Lepidosauria; Squamata; Elapidae
Product: kelch-like protein 21
Molecular function (GO): protein binding
Source: RefSeq, a predicted model, not a curated record
AUGGAUCCGUCCCCGUGUGUGGCAGUUCAGGCCAACCCUGAGAGCGAUGCAGUCCUGGAAGUCGGGGGAAAGUGCUUCCCGGUCAACCGGUGGGCCCUGGCCCGCCACAGCAGCUAUUUUGAGGCCAUGUUCUUUGGUGGCACCCGGGAAUGCACAGAGCGGCACAUCCGGAUCCAGGGGCUUGAGGCGGAGCCCUUCCAGGCGCUUCUAGACUUCACCCGGACAGGCAGCCUUGGCAUCACCCCUGGCAAUGUCACCAGCCUUCUGCAGACGGCUGACUUCCUGCGGCUGGAGGCUGCUAAGAGGCGCUGUGAGACCUUUCUGGAAAGGGAGCUGCAUGUCUCCAACUGCCUGAGCCUCAGGGCCUACGCACAGCGCUUUGCUUGCGUGGCACUUGGUUCUGCUGCCCUCAAUGUGGCCCUCAGCCACUGGGCCGACGUGGUGACCCAUGGCGAGGUUGAGGAGCUGCCCAAGGAGGCUCUGAUGGAGCUGCUGCAGAGUGACGAGCUCUUUGUGGCUUGCGAGGACGUGGUCUUUGACACGGUGAUGCAGUGGGUAGUGGCCGACCUGCCCGGGCGGGCCAAGGAUUUCCUGGAGCUGAUGGGCCUAGUGCGAGUGCCCUUCCUCAGCCUCCCCUUCCUUGGCCGCCUGGUGAAGAGCAGCCAGUGCCCCGGGAUGGGCACUCCGGCUCAGCUGCUGAAAGAGCUGGACCGCUUCCCACCCCCCAACUGGCGGGAUGCUGCCCAGGCCCCCUGCGCGAGCCGGAGCUGUGAGACUCUCUUUGUGAUGGCCGGGAAACGUGACCAAGAACAGCAGGAGCUCUUCCACUUCCUGCCCAAGACAGGGACCUGGCAGGCCUGCUCGCCGCUCAAGCGCAGAAACCUCACCCAGUAUGCUGUGGCUGCCGUGGGCAACCUCCUCUUCGUCACGGGAGGGAACUUCCGGGAGGAGUUUUUCUGGGCCCCUGUGGACUGGGUGUGGAUCUACAACAGCUGGGAAGACAGCUGGAUGGAGGGGCCAGCCAUGAAGGAGGCUCGCGAUAGCCACUGCGCAGUGGGGGUUGGCUUCCACCUGUAUGUCAUGGGGGGGAGCACCCUGGAGGGCGUCACCCCCAGCGUUGAGCGCCUCGCCCUGGCGGACUCCUCCUGGAAGCCCACCCACCCCCUGAUCCACCCCGUGGAACGGGCUGGAGCCAUCGGUGUGGGGACGCGGAUCUACGUGGUCUGUGGCCUGGAUGAGAACGGGGAUGUCUGCCGGGCUGUUCAGCGGCUGGACAUAGAGACGGACAUGUGGGAUGUUGUUUCUUUCUCACCGUUGCCAAGGUAUGACCUCUGUGUGGCAGCCUUGAACGGGGCCCUCUACACUUUUGGAGGGGGGGCCUUCCGCUUCGACGUCUACACCGACGAGUGGACCCCUGUGGAGGAUGAUGGCCUGGCUCAGAAGUUCUUUGAAGGAUGCAGCUCAGCCAACGGACGCAUCUAUCUGCUGGCAGAGAGGCGGGGGAAUGCUGCGGUCCCAAACAUGGUGAUUUUGGACCCCUACAAAGAGACGUGCCAGGACCUGGGCCACCGGCUCCCCUGCCCACUCCCUAUCCAUGGCAUGGCCUCUGUGCGCAGGUUCAACACCUGGGGGGGGCCAGGCAUAGUCAGAGGUGCUGCCGCCUCUCUUCUGAACAGGUCCCCAGGGCAGAGAUCAACCUCCACGGAGGGUACACCUGAGCAUCCCUGUUCUGGCAACAUUGGCCCUGAGACACGAGGGGGGAUUCCUUUCUCAGAUCCAGAGCGGGAGCCAUCUUGGCUGUUCCCUGGUGUCAGUCCUGGAACCCCCAACUGA